This is a messenger RNA of Hevea brasiliensis (rubber tree), 1511 nucleotides long. Its product is annotated as immune-associated nucleotide-binding protein 9. The coding region runs from base 275 to 1297 and encodes 340 amino acids. Lineage: Eukaryota; Viridiplantae; Streptophyta; Magnoliopsida; Malpighiales; Euphorbiaceae. The transcript is spliced from 6 exons. The record is from RefSeq and is a predicted model, not a curated record. Gene Ontology annotation, molecular function: GTP binding.
AUUAGGGUUUUUUUAGUUUAUUUGAAAUUAGAUUUGGCUUGAGAGCAUGUAAUUCGAAACUUAAUAUGUGAUUUGUUGUUUUGGUGUACAACUACAGUUAUGAUGAUUAGUUGAUUACUAUGUAGCUUAGCUUUAGUUUUGAUCAUGUUAUGAAUAGGAUCUUUGUGUUUUGAUUGCUACUGGUUGAUUCGGAAAGUGUCGGAAGUUAAAUUAACUCUGUGCCUCUACAUUUAUUCUAAAGAAUUUUCUGCUCUGGCAGGUUGUCUGACGUGGCAUGAUGGGUGGAAGUGCAAUAGAUGAUGACUGGGAGCUUACUUCACCAUCUAAUGGGGUUCGCACUGUGGUCUUAGUUGGGCGUACAGGUAAUGGCAAAAGUGCGACAGGCAACAGUAUUCUUGGAAGGAAGGCCUUCAAAUCAAGGGCUAGCUCAUCUGGUGUUACCAGUACUUGUGAAUUGCAGAGAACUGUGAUUACAGAUGGUCAAAUUAUCAACGUCAUUGACACUCCUGGACUGUUUGAUUUUUCUGCUGAAUCUGAAUUUGUUGGCAAAGAAAUUGUCAAAUGUAUUAACAUGGCCAAGGAUGGGAUCCAUGCAGUCCUUGUAGUAUUCUCAGUUAGGACCCGCUUUUCACAAGAAGAAGAAGCUGCACUUCGUAGCUUACAGACUUUGUUUGGAAGCAAGAUAUUUGACUACAUGAUUGUAGUAUUCACAGGAGGAGAUGAACUUGAAGAUAAUGAUGAGACAUUGGAAGAUUAUCUAGGUCGUGAAUGUCCUUGGCCUUUAAAGGAAAUUCUCACACUCUGCAAGAAUCGACGAGUGCUUUUUGAUAACAAAACUAAAGAUGAACUUAAGAGAGCUGAACAGCUUCAGCAGCUUCUUUCCCUUGUAAAUAUGGUCCUAGUCCAAAAUGGUGGACAACCAUACACAGAUGAGUUAUUUGCCGAGUUGAAACAAGGGGCUAUGAAACUUCGUGAUCAACAAGAAGAGGUUGAUUCUUUGAAAGGUUAUUCUAAACGAGAAAUAUUGGAGCUGAAGGAGCAGAUGCAUAAGUCAUACGAAGAACAACUGAAACGAAUAACUGAGAUGGUUGAGUCAAAGCUUAGGGAGACAACAACUAGGCUUGAGCAGCAGUUGGCAGAGGAGCAAGCUGCCCGACUAAAAGCACAGGAGAUAGCACAAUUGGCUCAGAUGAAAUCAAAUGAUGAAAUCCGCCAGCUAAGAGAGAAUUUAGAAAGAGCUCAAAGGGAGACUGAGGAACUCCGUAGGCAGGCUGAAAGUCGGUGCACCAUUCUAUGAUAAUAUUUGAGUAUUAUUUCUAGCCUAUAUAUUUGGUUUGUCAAGCUUUUACUUAAGGAUUAUGGUUUUAUUUGUCGGGUAAUUUGUUUUAAAUCCUGUAUGUAAAUGCUUACCAAUGUUGGCUUAAGAUUUCAAUACAUGAACAUAUGUGCUCACUUCAGUUUCCUAGUUGUUGGAAAGUGGAAAUUUAGCUGCUCGAAAAGGUGGUUUCAAA